AUGGCGGAUAGCUGGACUUCAUCCCUGGAGCUAGUUGUCGAUUUUAUUGUCCUGUCACCCAUCUUUUACAUCAGAUUCAUCAGUGACACCAAACUCAGAAACCAAACAGCUGUUUCAGAAUUCCUGCUCCUGGAACUGACAGAUGAUCCGGCACUGCAGCCGCUUCUCUUCAGCCUCUUGCUCUCCAUGUACCUGGUCACAGUGCUUGGGAACCUGCUCAUCAUCCUGGCCAUCAGCUCUGACUCCCACCUCCAUACCCCCAUGUACUUCUUCCUCUCCAACCUGUCCUUUACUGACAUCUGUAUAAGCACAAGCACCAUCCCCAAGAUAUUGGUGAAUAUCCAAGCACAGAGUUGGAGUGUCUCCUACAGAGGCUGCCUCUCCCAGAUAUUCUUCCUCAUGGCUCUUCUUGUCUUGGAAAAUUGUCUCCUCACAGCCAUGGCCUAUGACCGCUAUGUGGCCAUUUGUCACCCCCUGAUGUACACCAUCAUCAUGAAUCCUUCCCUCUGUGUGAUGCUGGUUCUGAUCUCCCUCUUCAUCAGCACUGUGAAUAGCCUCCUCCACACUCUGAUGGUGCUGCGUCUUUCCUUCUGCACAGACCUGGAGAUCCCUGACUUCUUCUGUGAACUUUCUCAAGUCAUUAAACCUGCCUGUUCUGAUACCCUCAUCAAUCAUAUUUUGAUUUAUUUUUCCUCUGUCAUAUUGGGUGGUAGUGCUGUCUUUGGGAUCAUUUUUUCUUAUGCUCAAAUUGUCUCUUGUCUUUUGAGAAUGCCAUCAGCUGGCAGAAAAUACAAAGCCCUUUCCACCUGUGGGUCUCAUCUCUUUGUUGUUUUCUUGUUCUAUGGGACAGCUUUUGGGGUGUACAUUAGCUCUGCAGUGACUGAGUCAUCCAGGAAGACAGCAGUGGCUUCAAUGAUGUACUCUGUGGUCCCUCAAAUGCUGAAUCCCUUUAUAUACAGCCUGAGGAACAGGGACAUGAAGGAAGCAUUGGAAAAAAUAUUUAGUAGAAUAAAGUUUUUAAGGUAA
Messenger RNA from Marmota flaviventris (yellow-bellied marmot), 1026 nucleotides. Lineage: Eukaryota; Metazoa; Chordata; Mammalia; Rodentia; Sciuridae. The record is from RefSeq and is a predicted model, not a curated record.